Spizellomyces punctatus DAOM BR117 is the source of this 1308-nucleotide messenger RNA. RefSeq lists its product as uncharacterized. The coding region runs from base 1 to 1308 and encodes 435 amino acids. NCBI's taxonomy places the organism in Eukaryota, Fungi, Chytridiomycota, Chytridiomycetes, Spizellomycetales, Spizellomycetaceae. The record is from RefSeq and is a predicted model, not a curated record. The transcript is spliced from 9 exons.
AUGUCCCACCCCUUCCUCCCAUUCCCCUUCAUCUGUCCCAAUAGUUACAUUGAAACCUUGCACACCUUUAUCCAGACCCACAAGUGGUUAUCCGAGUUUUAUGCCAUCGCCUUCAUAACCACCGACUACUGGAACACGGGACCAAUACCUCCGCAAUGGAAGAUAUUGGAAUGGGAGAACGAUGAUACAUUAUGCCGGGUUGCUAGUGAAGGUUUUAUCAAGGAUGAGUGGCCAGAGAGCUUGAAACAGUUUGUGCUGGAGGCCAGUAGAUUGGGAAUGAAGCGGGAUGCAAGGAAUUUUGAAGAUGUUGAAUUUGCAGACAUAUCUCCAAGGAUUGCAGUUGGAAUGAACACAAAGAAAGUUAAAGAGACAGGUCCGCUAGCCUCCAUCAUCAGAACGCUGUCGCAAACUCAGCAUAUAUCGCAUAUUCUCGACCUUGGUGCUGGGCAAGGCUAUCUCUCAUCCGUCCUCGCCUACCAAUACAACCUAAAUGUGCUCGCCAUUGAUGGGUCGUCGUCACAAAUAGCAGGAGGACGCCGUCGUGCAGAAAAUAUCAAAAAGAGGAUUGGAGAUGGUCAAGGCCGUUUGGUGUUCCUGGAGAGGAGUGUACAGGAAGAAGAGGAUUUGGAGAGGUUCAUGGGAGUGGGCACCAAUUGCUUUGGGGAAGGACGGUGGGGCAUAUGUGGGUUGCAUACAUGCGGAGAUCUCGCCUCAACAACAAUACGAGGGUUCCUCACCAGCCGUGCGAGUGUCCUGGUGAAUGUCGGAUGCUGUUAUAACAAACUUACGGAAAAAGGGUUUCCAAUGAGCCAACACUACAAGUCCCGUAACUGGACCCUCUCGGCCAAUCUUUUGAUGGUGGCUUGCCAAGCACCCAGCCGGUGGACAACAACAAGUACUACCAAGAUGUCUUUUAACAACCUCUACUAUCGCGCUCUCCUCCAAGACAUCCUCGUAUCCAACAACUACCCUACGAUAACAUCUCUCAGAUCUCUCCCGCAAUCCGCAUUUACGGAUUUUGAAACGUACAUCCGAACGGCACUCAACCGCCUCCAGCUUCCUAUGCCUUCAACGCCCCUCCAAGUAUACCUGGCAAAACAUCAAAAUGCCAGACGCCAAAUUGCUGCACUGUGGACGUUGCGUGCUCUCAUCGCGGAUGUGGUGGAGUCCUUUAUAUUGAUGGACAGAUGGAGUUUUGGGAGGGAAUUGGAUGGUGUGAAGGUUUUUUUGGAGCCAGUUGUGGAUCCUGUUGUAAGCCCAAGGAAUAUGGCGAUCGUUUUUAUCAAUGAAAGAAAACAGCAAGAGUGA